CGCUCUGAUGGGAAAACCAGCACCCAUGGAGCGGAUGCUGUACAUGUGUUCACUUUACUCGGUGUCCCAAGUCCUGUGAGAAAGCCCCUCUAAUCUGACUUUGCAACUAAAAAACAAGCGACCUGCCCGACUUUUUCAACUGUUCCACUUCGCAUUCCAAGGAUCAAAUGUGGCUUCAGACUCACCUCCCCCCAUCCUUUUCAAACAGUCAAAAGUGCCCAGCGUCAAAGAGAACUCAUACAUUGGCCUUCUCAUCCCGUGCAUCUCUCCCAGUUACUCCUCUCAACUCCGCACAGGGUUACAUGUGUGCAUACAGGCUCCCCACUGUCUGCUGUGUGUCUGGGAACCCAGAAGAGACUCGCCCCAAAACAGGAUUAAACCUAGUCUACUCCUUUGCAUCUCAGCGAUCCCUACGGGCCACACUUUCUCCGGAGAACAUGAGCCAUCAAUCACUAGGAACUCAGUUGGCAUUUUCCUGAGACUGUCGCUUUCUCCGGAACCUUUCUGCCCAGCCUCCGCCGAGCACUUUUUGUUGGAACACACGGAACCGGAAGUUGGAGGAGGAACACAGGCGUGGGAAAGAGCCUGGCGAUGUCUUGGAGGACAAACCUUGCUUGCAUUAUCAAGGCCGGAGGGAGGAGAUGGUUUCCAGUCCCAGAGUACUCAUCCCUGCCUCCAGUCCUAAAUAACACCUGCUCUGUGAGAAAAUCCACUGCACCUGAGAAACUUGUUGCCAGCGUUGCUGCUUGUGAUACAAAUGGAAAGGAACCCGGGAAUGCAUUGGACAGGCUCUUCUCCCUGGAGCAGCAGGCUUCUAUCUUACAAGUGUUGAAUACAGCUUCUGAUAAAGAACUGGAAGCUUUCAGGUUGCUUCGAGGAAGAAAGUCUGUCAAUAUUGUAGAACACAGAAAGAAGUUUGGGCCGUUUCAGAGGUUGGAGAAUUUGAUAGACGUGCCCUUGAUCCAAUAUAAAACUGCUGUUGAAGUUUGUAACUCCAUUCUCUGUCCGGAGAACAGACGGAAGAAAAAGUCACAGGAGAAGUGGCUGCUGAGAAAGUUCAUCAAGCCAGGUGUAGAGCAAGAGAGACUUAAGGCAGUUAAGAGUAUCGUAUCUAUUGUUUUUGGUACUCGAAGAAUUGCAUGGGCUCACCUUGACCGGAAACCAACUGUGCUGGACUGGCAGCAGACUGAGUGCUGGAAAUUAACUAACAAAACAUACCCAACGUCCUUUUAUCUGGAAGAGAUUUCUUCAGUCAUCUCAAAGAUACCUAAAGCAGAUCUCUACAUUUUGGAAAAAUCAGGACUUUCCAUUCAGAACACAUCUCUGCUUCCUAUACUGUUACACUUUCUUAUCACAGAAGCCAUGCUGUAUGCCUUACUCAACAAAACUUUUGCUGAGGAUGGCCAGCACCGAGUGCUGAGCAUAAAUCGAAAUGCUGUGGGCAAGCACUUUGACCUGAUGAUCGGCGACACGAGGACGAGUGGGAGGGAGCUAGUGAAGCAGUUCCUCUCUGAGUCUGUGCUGAAGAAGCAGCCUCGGGUGUUCUUCCCACAGGACCUCGUAGUGCAGUACAGACAGAAGGCUGUCAAGAGCUCAUACCGGAUUGAAGAGUUGUAUGACUCCUUAUUACAAGCUGUUGCUUUUUACGAGUUAGUCUUUGGCAAAGACUCAGAGCUCAAAUGUUAAUGCACUCACUUUAGUGUUACACUUAUUUAUUAAAGCAGUGGUUCCCAUCUUCCAUGUUAGUGGAAAACAUUUUGAAUAUAUUUUCCAUGUUUAUAAAAUCUGAUUUUUGGCUUAAAAAAAAUGAGCCAAGACCAAAUCAAUAAAUAUUUUGUGAGAU
Mus caroli (Ryukyu mouse) is the source of this 1843-nucleotide messenger RNA. RefSeq names its product transcription elongation factor, mitochondrial (gene Tefm). The record is from RefSeq and is a predicted model, not a curated record. Lineage: Eukaryota; Metazoa; Chordata; Mammalia; Rodentia; Muridae. Gene Ontology annotation, biological process: mitochondrial transcription; transcription elongation by mitochondrial RNA polymerase. Gene Ontology annotation, cellular component: mitochondrial nucleoid. Gene Ontology annotation, molecular function: nucleic acid binding; DNA polymerase processivity factor activity.